AUGAACAAUCACUUGGACGCAUUGAUCAAGCAAGUUGAGGCAAAAUUACGAGAACCUCUUGCUUCCAAUAUCGAUAAAUGGAAAAAUCACCUAUCGGACCUCAUCAAUCAGAUUGCCGAAGUAAAGUUGGAUUCUGCAGCUGUCGUUAAUGGAUUCCAUGUCGUUGAUGAAUCUCUCGAUCCGACCGAUUGGACAUCAGCUCGAUGUGUGGCACAUACGAUGCUCGAUGCGUCGCUUGACUUUGUUCAAACAGUUCGUGAACGACCCGUUUGGCAACCGAUUCCCGAUCGUGUCCGUUCGACACUCGAACGCGAAUCACUACCUCAACAUGGCCAAUCGAUGAGUGACGUAUGCGAUCAAAUACUCGUCAAUAUUCUGCCGUAUUCCACCGGUAAUGUUCAUCCACGCUUCUGGGCAUGGGUGCACGGUGCAGGUACAAUCGGUGGUGUUAUUGGAGAGAUGAUGGCAGCAACGAUGAAUUCGAAUGCAGGCUUUCUCAGUCACAGUGCUGUGCUCGUCGAACGAACAGUUCUCGGCUGGAUGGGUCAAAUGUUCGGUUUUCCGGCGGACACUGUAGGUGGUAUUAUCGUGAGCGGUACAUCGAUGGCGACCCUCAUCUGCAUGGCAGUAGCUCACAAUCGGGCAUUGGCCAAUGUGAGAGAAACUGGACUAGUGGGCGGACCAAGACUUGUUGCAUAUGCAUCGAGUGAGACUCACAUGUGCGUUGUUAAGGCACUUGAAUUGAUCGGCGUCGGGUCGGCAGCAUUACGGCUCGUGCCUGUAGAUGAACAAUUUCGAAUGAACAUUGAUGAACUCAAAAAGACUAUUCGAGAAGAUCGAAACAACGGCCUGACGCCAUUUUGUAUUGUCGGCAAUGCAGGGACGGUAAGCACGGGGGCUUUCGAUGAUCUUGGUCAGUUGGCAUCGAUUGCACGGUGUGAAGGUGUUUGGUUUCAUGUUGACGGAGCCUUUGGCAGUUUGAUUGUGCUCGAUCCUAAACGUCGUUCACUCGCCACCGGACUCGAGCAGGCCGAUUCGGUUGCGUUCGACUUUCACAAAUGGCUCCAUUGUUCGUAUGAUGCCGGCUGUGCACUAGUACGCGACCGUACUGAACUUCAUGCGACAUUUUCAACUCGUCGCCACUAUCUAGCUGCUACUCAGCGUGGAUGUGCCGGUGAAAAUCCUUGGUUUUGUGAAUUGGGACCCGAACUAUCGCGUUCGUUUCGCGCACUCAAAGUGUGGUUCACACUCAAAGAACAUGGUCUACUCAAAUUAGGUCAAAAAAUAGCCGAUAAUUGUGAGCAAGCGCAGUAUUUGGGAACACUCUUAGCUCAAUACUCGUCUUUCAUUCGUGUAGUGACACCUAUCUCACUGAAUGUUGUCAAUUUUCGAUUGGAACCCGAUGAUCUUUUGCAUCAGAUGGAUUCACCUGAAAUAAUCGAUGUGUUCAACAAUGAAAUUGCUGCUGACAUGCAAGAAUCAGGCAUUGCAUUGCCAUCGACAGCAUGCAUUCGAGAAAGACUCUACAUACGAGUAGCAAUCACCAAUCAUCGUAGUACACUGACUGAUUUUGACAUUUUUGUAAAAGCCAUUUUGGAUCGAUGUCGAGAUCGACUUGCGAAAAUUAAAGAAUAG
Messenger RNA from Didymodactylos carnosus, 1635 nucleotides. Lineage: Eukaryota; Metazoa; Rotifera; Eurotatoria; Philodinida; Philodinidae. The record is from the annotation of a GenBank genome assembly.